AUGAUCGUGGAGGCAUAUUCUGCCCUCUUACUCGCAUUUCUAUCCACAGAAAGUAGAAGUAUACGCAAUGCCAUCAGAGAUUAUCUCCCAAAACGUGACCUUGCAAUUCUGGUACCGGUGUUGGAUAGAUUUGUGGCUUUUCAUACAACACUGAACAUGAUCCCUCCAGAGACUCAUAAGGCAGUGAUGGAAGUUAUCGAGUCGUGCAAAUUGCCAUAG
Arabis nemorensis is the source of this 219-nucleotide messenger RNA. NCBI's taxonomy places the organism in Eukaryota, Viridiplantae, Streptophyta, Magnoliopsida, Brassicales, Brassicaceae. The record is from the annotation of a GenBank genome assembly.